This is a messenger RNA of Lates calcarifer (barramundi perch), 3169 nucleotides long. It is a transcript of the gene dytn, whose product is annotated as dystrotelin. The record is from RefSeq and is a predicted model, not a curated record. The coding region runs from base 1179 to 3026 and encodes 615 amino acids. Gene Ontology annotation, molecular function: zinc ion binding. Gene Ontology annotation, biological process: synaptic signaling. The transcript is spliced from 16 exons. NCBI's taxonomy places the organism in Eukaryota, Metazoa, Chordata, Actinopteri, Centropomidae. Gene Ontology annotation, cellular component: plasma membrane.
GACAGGGGUGAAUAAUCAUGAGUUCAUCAGCUCAUGUCUUCACUCUGAUGUUUUAAACAUCUGGAUGGCUCCUGGUGAUGAACUUUGACCUCUGUGGUCGACCCCUGUCAGUGACAUCCACUUCACUGACCGUCUGUAAAUGUCAGCGUUUGUUGUUGAGCUGAAGGACCUUGGUCUAGACUUGACCCCACUGACCUCUGACCUCUGCUGCAGCACCACCAUCAGGUCACAUGGUAACAUGGAUCAUACUAACAGGAUUCUCAUCAGCCCCAGCUGCUAACUGGCUAACGUUAGCAUGCUAACACACUAAACUAAGAAGUUUAAAGCUGGUAAACAUGAGCCUGUAAGCAUGCUAGUGUUAGCGUUAGCUGCCAGUGUCCUGACAGAGAUGAUGUGAUGGUGCAAUGGUGUGAUGGUGUGAUGAUGGAGGGGGAUGACAGCCUCAGUGUUCUGUCGUUUAUCUCAGUGAAAAGCUUCAGUGUUUGGACCUCGAACGACCUCGACACAAACAAAGAGCUUCAGUUUACAGCUGAACAAAGAGCAGAGGAGGUCAGUGAACAACACACAGAGUGUUCAGAGCUGGGCCACAGCAGCCGCCUUGUUCUUCAUCACCAUCAUCUUCAUCAGGCCUCUGUUAGUGAGCCUUUAACUCAGGCUGACAGCCAUCUUCAUCUUCAUCAUAUUUGAUAAUUUUAUCAGAGAGAAAAUCUACAGAGGUGAUGAUGAACUCAGCCUGAUCUUCAGGCUUCAGAUUUCCCUCUGACUGUAAAUAGAACCUGUUGUUUUUCUCUGACGUGUUCAGAUCGACAGGUUUUCUCUGAACGCACCGAGCAGCACUGUCACCACAGAGUGUUGCAUUCUGGGUAGAUUGUAGCCUUGUUUUGCUGCUAUGCUAACGACACCUGCAGCUGCUGAAACAUGUUCUGCUGCCUCAAAGGAAACAACCUCACCUGUGCUGCAGGUGUGAUGAUGUCAGAGCAUCAGCAGCUGAUUGGUCCACAGACAGCAGGUGAGCGGCUGACAGGUGAGAAGCUGCUUCAUUCAUCAUUCAUCAGUUUCUCCUCAGCAGCCAUUUGCUUUGUACUCUGAGAACAGAGACGACAACAGCAGUACGACUGCUUCUACUGUCUCUACUGAUUCUACUCUGACACCCAGCACAGACGGACAUUGAACUUAUCAUGGAUCUGGACAGCAUCGAGGGGCUGAAUGAAAUCCGUCCGUCUGUUUACAGAGCGGCCAUGAAGCUUCAGUCUCUGCAGAGACUCUGUCACAUGGACGUUGUGUCUGUCCGUCACGUGACGGCGGCCGUCCGCUCAGUGGGCGGGGCUCUGAGGCUGAACAGACAGGAAGUGACCCAGACUCUGAACAGGAUGUUUAAGGGCGUGUCACAGGAAGUGCCAGGUCAUAUGACCGCGGAGGCUCCGGAGGAGACCUGCGACCUGAUGUUCAGGCUCUAUGACAGGACUCAGACCGGUUCAGUUCCUGCUGCUGCUCUUCACACGGUGCUGAUCGCUCUGUCCCACGACAACCUACAGCAAAAAUACACAGCUCUGGUGACUGUCUCAGAGGCCGGUUCAGGAUCCGUCAGCAGGUCUGGACUCAGGUGUUUACUGCAGGACCUCAGCCAGGUUCCGGCCGCUGUGCAGGAGGAGGCAGUGUUCGGCAGCGUGGAGCCGGCAGUCAGGUCGUGUUUUAACGGGGUGUUGACCCCGACAACAAGCAAGGAGCAGGUGCUGUCGUGGCUGCAGAGCGAGCCACGCCUGUUGCUAUGGUUACCUACUCUGUACCGGCUGUCUGUCAGUCAGAGCAUCAGUCACAUGGUCCGCUGCCACACCUGUAAGAGCUUCCCCAUCACCGGACUCAGGUAUCGCUGCAUGAAGUGUGUGAAAGUCCACAUGUGUCAGAGCUGCUUCCUGACCGAGCGACAGACCAGGAAACACAAGACCCACCAUCCAGUGCUCGAGUUCUGCACACAGCCCACCUGGAGAGAGUCUCUGAUCUCGUUAGUGCACAGCGCUCGUCAUACCCUGUUGCCACGGCGACAUACUCAGAGAGAAGCUGAUAGGAGGAGAGUCCUGAUAUGGGCGGAGCCAGGGGAGACUCAGAACAGUGCUCCGCCUCCUCCUGAUGCCUCAACACAAUUGGCUGACUCAGCUGUCUGUCACAGCCCCUCUGCUGACAGAGAUGUUUCCCAUGAUGCCUCAGUGCAGCCUCUUCCUCCUCCCUGCUCCUCUUCAUCCAAAGCUCUGCAGACUGACGAGGAGACGCCAAUUCAGGAGUCGAAGGCGGCGGCUUUGAUCACUGAGGUCAGGAACCUAAAGAGAGACAAAUGGCUGUUGGAGCAGGAGAUGCAGGCGUGGCGGCUCACCGUCCAAUCAGAACAGGGUGUCCUGGAGGAUAGGUGCUCGGAGAUGGAGGUUACCAUGGAGACGAUGAGACAACACAACCUCCAUCUGCAGGGCAUGCUCACGCAGGCUUUAAACAAGAUGGAGGCUCAACAACACAUCAUCAACACGCCACAUGGCAUCGACACGGAGAACUCGGAGAGAGACGAUGUCACGGCAACGCCUGACACACAGAGGAGCACUGAGGAGGAGGAGGAGCUGAUGAAGGACGAGUGGAGCAAGGAUGAACAACAAACUCCAUCUCCCACAAUCCACCUGGGAACACCUCCUUCUAAUGACAUCCACUGUGAGGAAGACGAGGAGGAGUCAGCAGAUGACGGGUAUCUCUGUCGUCCAAUAGGAGAAGAGAAUGGGCCAGAGGAGGCGGGGCUACAGAGAGAAGACACCUGUCUGACUGAAGAGGAGGAGGAGGAGGAGCAGGAAGAGGAGGAUUGUUGGUUGUGUAGUCCAGAGGAGCUGCUGCAGGAAACUGUAGACAGACUGAAGACUGUGAUGGAGACAGACUGGUGGAGAGAGAGACAGACAGGUGAGAGGAAGAGGGUGGAGCUUCUGGAGGCUGCAGAGCAGGUGGGAGACUCGGUGCACCACCUGGUGGACGCUGUGAGAACAAACACACACUGACGAGGUCCAGAGGACGCCUCUUCUUCCUGCAGCGUUUGGGGGCGGAGCCUGGUGAGGACGAGCAGGUGGGGGUGGGGCCUGAGGGUGAGCAGAGCAGGUAGACCAGAGAGGUACGUGACUGCACAGGUGUGAUGAUGUUGGAG